Molecule: messenger RNA, 2321 nt
Organism: Dissoconium aciculare CBS 342.82
Lineage: Eukaryota; Fungi; Ascomycota; Dothideomycetes; Mycosphaerellales; Dissoconiaceae
Product: Bromodomain-containing protein
Exons: 4
Coding region: 272-2239 (655 amino acids)
Biological process (GO): chromatin remodeling
Cellular component (GO): RSC-type complex
Molecular function (GO): protein binding
Source: RefSeq, a predicted model, not a curated record
ACAUCUGCCAUGCUACCUGUUGAGUGAGAGCAAUCACCCGUUCAGAAGACGCCCGCGACCACGACCAGAAUCUCACAUAUAGUCGUUCACCCACAUCCAAAUAUUAGAAUCCUGCUAAUCUCAAUCCCUUCGCGCAUCCGUUGCGCGGAUCAUUUGCUUGAGAGACAUCGCUGGCGCAACAGAAGUGGUGCACGCGCAUUCGCAUUUGCGGUCGAGGUAGAAGACGCGACUUUAUUUCGUGCAGUUCGCCGCAAGUUCACUGCCGUCAGACAUGGACUCGGCCAGGAAGCGGAAAGCCGCCGGCAGCAUUUCUACACCGAGUAGCACGUCCAAGAGGAUCAAAUUACUGAACUCCAACCAUGCCGCACCUACGACUCCUGCCCCCAUCGGCCCUGACGUACGACAGAUCGGCCUCAAAUUGGUCGGCAUGUUACGAAAUGCUUCCGACAAGACUGGUCGAUCGAUCGCUGGCGCAUUCCUCUCGCUCCCGGCACCCGCUGAGUUGCCCGAAUAUUAUGAGCAAAUCAAGCUCCCAAUAGCAAUUGACACCAUCGAGGAGAAACUACUGGCCGGCGCAUAUCCUACCGUCACGACGGUUGAGAGUGACGUGAAGAGAAUGAUUCAAAACGCGAAGGACUUCAACAUACCGAAGAGCGAGAUCUAUGAAGACGCAGAACGAAUGCGAAAGCUGGCGUACAAUUACAUGAAAGUGAACAAUCCGGCAUACAAGUUGGAUCCCUCAUAUUCCUCUUUUCCCACUCCUGUUCCAUUGGAAAAAGCCAAGCUUGCGGGUCAAGCGCCCCGAGCGUCGGAGCAAGAUCGCCAAUCAACUGGCGAGGACGACAAGGCGCAGCGUGGAAGAAUAACCAAAUCAUCAGAGCCACGUUCCCAACCAAAACCGUCCAUGGACCCUAGCGAAGAUCCUCGCGAAAGCGUGGUCGGAAACGACGAAGAAGGCCCCGAUUACAAUUUCGAAGGGAAAUCAUUUCAAGAAGCACAACAAAUUAUCAUUUCCGAGCUUUUGUCACACGCGGAUGUCGAUGGCCUCGAGAUCUUUACACCAUUCGUUAACCUUCCGAGUCGGAAGCUUGAAGAUUAUUAUAAGCUCAUUCGGCAUCCAGUAUCCAUCAAAAGCGUCCAGAAACGAACUCGAGGUCAACACGGUCGGGCAUCGCCCACCGGUGUGUCAGACUUUAAGACAUGGGAUGCCUUCGAGGAAGAGAUUAGUUAUAUCUGGAAAAAUGCUCGCGAGUACAACGAGGAUGGUAGUGAAAUGUAUGAGUUGGCCAAUGACUUUGAGACUCUGGUCAAAACACGUAUUGCAGAGGCAAAGGAGAAAGUAGAAGAGCCAGCGAGCAUGCGCAUCAAGCUCGGUGCACCAAAGGCAAAGUCGGGCAUAACACUCAACCUAAGUCAGCACCGCGGUUCGCCAGUGCCUAUGGCUUCCGUGGACAACGAAGGCCCCUCGAAGCAAAAACCAGGACCACCAUCAUUACUCGACGACAAGCCGCACCCUGCUACAAACGGAACCCCAUCAACUGCGGCGAAAGCCAAAUCACCAGAGAAGCAAAUUGAUGAGCAUCAUCCGUCUGCUGCUGUGAAGCACGAGAGAACUACAACAUCGUCCCCUGUGCCAACUUUGGCGUCGACGGUGCAGGUGAAGUCGGCCAAUGUCAAUCACAGUACCAGCGAUCCUGAUGUUCCGCCACCACAUUCGCGAAUGACAAGCGCCAGCCCCUUGCCUCCUUCACAGGCGCCGGCGGCACCUAGCGCUUUGCAAUAUGCGACGCCCCUGUUACUACCACCCACUGCGAUGCGUACCUACUCGGUUGAUGCCGCACUCCUUCCUGUGGUAACACUUUCGACGCUACCCGGGUCGAACUCCAAACCUUACAACCUGCCUGUUUACCCGCAUGCAUUCCUCGCCUCUCAGAAUGCUGCUUUCACAUUACCCGCUGCGCACUCAGUCGUUCAAAUUAUGCCCACGAUAUCGCGUGAGCUCUCAGCCGGCAGGACGUACAAGCUCUUCCUCAGCCUUAAUGGUGUAUCACUUCUACAACAGAAUACGCAGCUCAAUACCGAGUCGGGGCGGCGAACACACACUUAUGAUGGUAGACUUGUGCCAGGUGUGAACAGAAUCGAUGUAGAAAUCGCGGCUACAAAGCCCGACAAACCUGAGUCUGUGAACAAAGGUCUGGACGUGGAAAGACUUACAGUCUUUGUUAACUUAUUGCGAUAAAUGAUGUCAGAAUAGCAGAUAAAUUAAUCGUUAGAGUUCUGUUACUUAUAGUUUCCCGGAUUAGAAAUGGAUCUCUCCUAGG